Arabidopsis arenosa is the source of this 4347-nucleotide messenger RNA. The record is from the annotation of a GenBank genome assembly. Lineage: Eukaryota; Viridiplantae; Streptophyta; Magnoliopsida; Brassicales; Brassicaceae.
AUCUUUUCCCGUACAAUGUUCAUCUUCAAAACCCUACCCUUCCUCGUUUCAUCCGUACCAUCAUCAAUCUUCUGAUCCUCCAUCAUUAGACCAAUCUGUAUCGAUGCUUCCUAUGCAGCCUCUUCCGGAUCAAUAUUUGAAGCCAUUCUAUCAAAGAUCAUGCGCGAAUGAUUUCGCCGCAACAAAUGCAUCAUCAGCCUCAUACUCGCUUUCUUUUGAAGCAAAUCAUGAUCCACAAGAACUAUGCAGGAGGACCUAUAGUAGUUCUAAUGUAACACAUCUGAAUUUCUCAUCAUUACAAUCUAAACAAAAUCAUCCAAGAUUUUCUUCUCCUCCUUCAUUCUCAACCCAUGGAGGGUCGGUGGCUCCUAACUGUGUGAACAAGACACGGAUAAGAUGGACUCAAGAUCUUCAUGAGAAGUUUGUGGAGUGCGUAAAUCGCAUUGGUGGUGCUGAUAAGGCAACGCCCAAGGCGAUAUUGAAGUUGAUGGAUUCUGAUGGACUCACAAUAUUUCAUGUUAAAAGCCACUUACAGAAGUAUAGAAUUGCGAAAUACAUGCCCGAGUCUCAAGAAGGCAAGUUUGAGAAAAGAGCUUGUGCGAAAGAGCUGUCUCAGCUUGACACAAGAACUGGAGUACAAAUUAAAGAGGCACUUCAGCUUCAACUAGAUGUUCAGAGGCAUCUUCAUGAACAACUAGAGGCAAUGAAACUUCUGCGAAACCCUAGUAGAUUCACGUCUCUUCUCAAAUGGGUAACACAACUUUCUCUAGAAACCCAUUUUAAACCCUCAAUUUCUGGAACUGGGUUUCUCCUCCGAUGUACCCAAAACCCUAGAUCUUUUGCCACCGUCACCGGUAACGAAGUUUCCAGUGAGAAAUCGAGUGUGAAGAGAACCCGAAAUGGGUUUAGAAUCACUCCCACAAUUAGGAAAUUAGCUGAGGAAGCAAUGUUGGAUUACUUCUAUUCCACUAGGGGUUUGCAGUAUAUGGUUGCAGAGAGUAUGAGCAAGAACAGUCCAAUUUUUAUUGAUAAUCUUUUGAAGAAAGUUGAUUGUGUUACUGCUUCUGAUAUCAACCAAUCUAUUACUCGAUAUCUACGGUUUCACCCGGUGAAUGAAUUCGAGCCUUUCCUUGAGAGCUCAGGUUUGAAACCCACUGAGUAUAAUCAUUUGGUUCCCUGUGAUAAGGUCUUCUUGGAUGAAGAAGGGUUUUUGCUUGAGAACCAUCAUGUUUUGUGUUAUAGUGGUGUUGACCCUAAGAAGAUUGGGAAGAUCUUCAAGGAAGCUAGGGAAGUUUUCGGGUAUGAAACCGGGGUUUUAGCUUCUAAGAUUAAGGCGUAUGAGGAUUUGGGGUUUAGCAGAUAUUUUCUAUCGAAGCUUAUCGUUUGUAGCCCGAGAAUCUUGAUUGGGAAUACGAAUGUUGAACUGGCUAAGGUCUUAAAGACGUUGAAAUCCUUGGGGUUUGAGUUUGAUUGGGUAAUGGAGAACCUGUCAGAUGAGGGACCUUGUGAUUGGAGCUCUGUGCAUCGUGUUCUAACCUUGCUUAGAGAAAUCUGUUUUGAUGAGGAAGAGCUAUGUGGGUUAAUCAGGAAGUGUCCAAGACUGGUUUUUGAGAAUUCAGGGAAAUGGACUGUGAUUCUAGUUGGGUUUGAAACAAAACUCGGGUCAUCUAGAAGUGAACUAUGUUCGUUGUUUCAGAAAUUCCCGCAGAUUCAAGUAGAGAAAUAUGUUUCGAAUCUAAGGCAGUGCUUCUUGUUCUUGAAAGAGAUCGAGAUGGAAGAUGAUGAGAUUCAUAAGGUUUUUCGUUCUCACUCCUGGUGGCUUGGUUCAUGUAAGUUGAAGAAAACCAGUAGCUUGCUUGUAUUUUUGAAGGCUGGGAAAAGCCGGGUGUGUCAAGUCAUUCAAGAAAGCCCAGAGGAGAUGAAAAAAUGGACAAUGGGGUCAAAAAUCCAGCCGCUACCAGCUACCAACGUAGACAUAGAGUCGAAAACAAUGAAGACUCAGUUCUUGUUAGACCUCGGAUAUAAAGAAAACUCUGAGGAAAUGGAGAGUGCAUUCAAGAAUUUCCGUGGCAGAGGAUCUGAACUCCGAGAGAGAUUUAAUGUCCUCGUAAGUUUAGGUUUUACCGAGAAAGAUGUCAAAGAUAUGGUGAAAGCAUGUCCUACUAUGCUCUCCCAGACCUGUGAUAUCCUAGAAUCAAAGGUGAACUACCUUAUAAACGAAUUAGGUUAUCCGCUUUCGACUUUGGUGGAUUUCCCUUCAUGUUUAAAGUUCACUCUUCAGCGGAUGAAACUCAGAUUCGCGAUGUUCUCUUGGCUUCAAGCCCGAGGAAAAGUAGACCGCAAGAUCAAAGUUAGUACUAUGCUCGCUUGCUCGGACAAAAUUUUCGUAAUGUCUUUUAUGCGAAACCCUAGAUUCAAAAGUCUUCUCAAUUGGGUAUCAAAAGCUUUUGCGGAAACCCCUUUUAAACCCCAAGUUUCCGGAGAAAACCCUAGAUUUUUCGCCACCCAAAGAGCACUCGUCGAUGCUGAAGUUUCCGGCGAGAAAUGGGGUCUUAGAACUCGAAACGAGAUUCGUAAAGUGGCUCAGGUUGCGAUGUUUGAUUACUUCUAUCAAACGAGAGGUUUGCAGUUUCUGGUUGCUGAGAGUAUGAGUAGGAAUGCUCCUGUUUUUAAUGAUAAUCUCUUGAAGAAGCUAAAUGGUUGUGAUGUUGAUGAUGAUGAUGACAUAGUUAAAGCCAUUACUAGGUUUCUAUGGUUUCAUCCUGUGAAUGAAUUUGAGCCUUUUUUAGAGAGUUUAGGUUUGAAGCCGUCAGAGUUUAGUCAUUUGAUUCCUUGUGAUAAGAUGUUUUUGAAUGAAGAUGCUUUUUUGUUGGAGAAUUAUCAUGUGUUUUGGAACUAUGGAAUUGGAAGAGAGAAGAUGGGGAAGAUCUUUAAGGAAGCUAGGGAAGUUUUCGGGUAUGAAACCGGGGUUUUAGCUUCCAAGAUUAAGGCUUAUGAGGAUUUGGGGUUUAGCAAAUUGUUUCUAUCGAAACUUCUCGUUUGUAGCCCAAGUAUCUUGAUUGGGGAUAUGAAUGUGGGACUGGCUAAGGUCAUGGAGAUGCUGAAAGCUAUUGGUUUUGGUGUCGAUUGGGUAACAGAGAACUUGUCAGAGAAGGUGUCUUAUGAUUGGAGCUCUAUGCAUAGGUGUCUAAGUUUUCUUAGAGAUCUCUGUGUCGAUGAGAAUGAGCUACGUGAGUUAAUCAGGAAGCGGCCAAAACUAAUUUUCGAGGAUUCAGGUGAAUGGACAAUGAUUCUAGCUGGGUUUGAAGCAAAACUAGGGUCAUCCAGAAGUGAACUCUCUUCGUUGUUUCAGAAAUUCCCACAGAGUCAGAGUAUAGGUAAGUUUGUUUCGAAUUUAAGGCAUUGCUUCUUGUUCCUGAAAGAUAUUGAUAUGGAGGAUGAUGAAAUCGGUAAGAUUUUCCGUUUGCAUUCUUCGUGGCUUGGUGUAACUCGUUUGAAGCAAACCAGUACCUUACUUAUCAAUUUGAAAGGUGGGAAAGGGCGGCUUUGUCAAGUCAUUCAGGAAAAUCCAGAAGAGAUGAAGAAAUGGAUUAUGGGGUUAAGAGUCCAGCCGUUACCAGCUACUGGAUGCAAGGUAGACACAAAGUCGAAAACAAUGAAGACUCAGUUCUUGCUAGACCUCGGAUACAAAGAAAACUCUGAGGAAAUGGAGAGAGCACUCAAAAAUUUCCGUGGCAAAGGAUCUGAACUCCGAGAGAGAUUUAAUGUCCUCGUGAGUUUUGGUUUUACCGAGAAAGAUGUCAAAGAUAUGGUGAAAGCAUGUCCUAGUAUCCUCUCCCAGGCAUGUGAUAUCUUAGAAUCAAAGGUUAACUACCUUAUAAACGAAUUAGGUCAUCCGCUUCCGACAUUGGUAACUUUCCCUACAUGUCUUAAGUACACUCUACAGCGGAUGAAGCUUCGAUUUGCAAUGUUCUCUUGGCUUCAAGAUCGAGGAAAGGCAGACCCGAAGCUUGCAGUUAGUACUAUACUUGUGUGCUCAGACAAGUUCUUUGCCACUAGAUUUGUAAACCGUCACCCCGAUGGGGCUAAGCAUUUGGAAGACCUGAAGAAACUGUUUCUGUGUCAGUAGAGAUAAAGAAUGCAUCAAGAUAUAUAGUAUUGACCACAACAAUGCAAAUGAGCCUCAAACAUACAGCAACCAAUUCGAUUUUGUAUCUGAUGAAGACAAUUUUGUGGAGCAGUAGCUUCAGUUUUGUGAUAUCUCCUUGAGCAGAUUGCUAUGUAUGUUUUUACAAGUUCUAUAGCAAUUUUUUAAAGUUGGAGAAAAAAUAAUCAACUUUGUUUAAU